Messenger RNA from Scedosporium apiospermum, 3612 nucleotides. RefSeq lists its product as uncharacterized. The record is from RefSeq and is a predicted model, not a curated record. Bases 1 to 3612 code for a protein of 1203 amino acids. The transcript has 2 exons. NCBI's taxonomy places the organism in Eukaryota, Fungi, Ascomycota, Sordariomycetes, Microascales, Microascaceae.
AUGGGCAAUGCUAGUAGUUCAUCCAUUGAGGCGACACCGCCGCCGAGAAAGACUCCUCAUAAGCUGUCCAAACCUCAAGUCGGCAACCAUGCCUCUACUACAGCUGGCCUGUUAAGCUCUCAUGGACGCUUGGCUCCCAGCAUUGCCCGACCCCUCAACUCCUCCCACGACGACGGCGAGCAACGACGCUCACGACGCUCUUCUUUCCUCUUCUCUCCUCGAUUGUCCUCUCGCCCUUUCUCCGUCUCCGGUCCCGCCUCAGAGCCUGCUCAGCGUCACCACAUUGAGCCCGUCGUGACUCCGUCAGCACUAGACUACGAUCGUGUCGAGCAGCCUCACGAGACGCCAUUGAAGAACAGCUUCGGGCGGAGAAGUUUCUUACGAUCCAAGACGUCGAGUCGCUUGUCCGGCGAACAGUGGCUGGCUAGCACUGGUUUCACAGUCCCCCGAAAAGACGACGGCCUCCCUCGCGUUCAGUCCAUGAUCCAUGACCCACCUCCUAAUCAAAAUUAUUCUAGACCUUUAACCGGAAGCUGGCAUAUGCCUGAGAGCAGUACCUAUGACUCCUAUGACCUCGAAACCUACCAAAGCAGUCGACUAUCCCACCUUACUUCAACUGUGAAUAUGCCUGACUACGAAUCAGCAGUCUCCGAGUCCAAGCAUUCCUUAUUAGAGAAUACCUGGAAAAACUCACACCCCGCCACCGGACCACCGAGCGUCGGGUUAUCGCGAACAAACUCGGACGUCUCCUUAUACGCUCCCGUUCGCCGUCGUUCAGUCAUCCGGACCCCUGGCGUGGCCACUCGUGCAGAAACAGCGCAGGAGGUGUCAAGGAGGACCAGCCUUCGAAGUAGGCAGGAACCAGCGGCGUCGGCUCGUCAGUCGAGAAGGAAUUCGAUCGAGCCUACCCCUCCACGAAUACUAUCGGUGCCGGUGAAACUCGCGGAUCUAAGCGUCGAGAGAGCCGUUACACCCAGCGAAACCGAGUAUAAACAGCUAGGAGCCAUGAAAUUUGGCUCCUUACGAAUCACGAAUGGGGCACCUAGCCCAAGCAGCGAGAAGAGACGAAGGAAGCGAGGGUCCGGAAGCCAUGUCUUUGUCUUGACAAAUGACUCAGAUUCAAGUCUUGAAUCAAAUCAAAAACCGAAGAAAAACCCGGAGCCGAAGAUCGUGGAACCCCAGCCGACUCUGAGUAAUCUGAGCCCAAUCACAGCGACGUUCCUGAAACUAGAAUCUAGAGUUGAAACCCAACCGACAAACAUCACCAAGACCGAGACCGAAACAUUCGCUGGAUUUCUCCCGGGGAUGAACUUUGGUUCAUUUUCUCUGAUGGACAGUCGGCCGGCUUCACCAGAACUCCAGACUACAUCAAAGCAUACCGCCGUUGAAGACGACCUUUUCGAAGAUGAUGCACAGCAACCUGCGCCCUCUGAAACGAAGAAGGAAACCCAGCCAAAGCGACGCGGGAAUCGACCUCGCGCCGACGUAACCUCCAAGACCCUCCAGAUUCUCUCAAGACAAGACCGAGAUAGCGGUAUUGUGUCGAGUCCAACCUCUGAUUAUUCUCAGAAGCCUUUCUCAAAGACGGAUUCCGGAUACAGCUCAAAUGUCUCCAUACGAUCUCUUCGCAUCUCAAAUGGCUCGGCGGCAGAUAAGGAUCUUCCUCCCUGUCCUGGUGAGACACAGUCUCCCCGUCCAGCACUCACGGAAACCCUGAGCCCACCUGCUUCCUUCCUCGGCGAUUUUCGCCUACCCAGUCCAAGGUUGAUCUCCUUGGCGAACGAGAUACCAGCUCCGCCAGACCGGGAGGCUCCACCACCACCACCUCCUCCCAAAGACUUUCCCGCUUCCCGGGCAAACUCAACCGCCGGCACCAGGGCACCCGAAGUGCCCGUCAGACACAUCGCAGACCUUGUCGCAGCGAGACCUAGGAGAACCCGCCGUGUUCCGGUUUCGCUGCUAACCAGCAAGAGCCGGGCAUCCGGGCCUAGGUCUCCAGAUUCCAUUCAGCUAAGCCCUCCUCUCUCCGAUUCUUCCAACGCUGCUGCGCUUGCCGACCGCGCCCGAAAGCCGGGGCCGCUGAAGAGGCUUCUUAGCGUUACCUCUAGGAGGAGUUCUCGUGAUAGCGGUGGUCUUCGUCGUUCGUUCCGAAAUUCUGGAUCAUCGACAGCUUCCUCUUCUCGGGAUUCAGCCUCCACCCCGGACCUUCGCGCCAGAGCCAGCAGGGAGGCCCGACCUUCUAACUUGGCAAAUGUGGAGUCCACUCAACCUGAGGAAAACGAUCAGAUCCCUGCGACGAGGACCGAAACCCCUGAAGAGAUCACUGUCCGAAGACGCCGCUCGUUGCAGGCAAUUUCAAACUCGGUCGUAAACGCUGCUGUCGCUGUAUUUCCUUCUAGAAAGUCUCUGCGGAGGUCAAUAUCACCGAACACUAGCAACGAUGAUGAACAAAGGGUCCAAGACCAGGAGUCGCAGCAGGAUCAAGAACAGAGACCCGCGGCCCCUUAUAACGAGAGAUGGAGUGGAAGUAGUUCGGCAGAAAGCGACACCACAUCGACAUCAGAUUAUACCCGUGAUGCUUUGAGCCGAAAUGGAUACGACCCGUCAUUCGUGGCUAUGACAAGCGCUCGAGAUGCGUAUUUCUCUCCUGCGCCGUCUAGAGCACCCUCCAGGGCAGGGUCAGUUGCUUCACGUUCGGAGCGUGAGCUGGAUAUCCGACUAGCUGCUCUCAAAGCUCGGUCUAAUGCGGGCAGCCCAGCGUCCUUUGACACUGGAUCUCCCCAUCAGUCCUACGUUGGAGAUCAUCCCUACAUAAAUGGUCCGUCACAUGGUCUUACGCGCACUCGAAGUGUCAUUCAACUUCGCGUGCCGCCACCGCUUCGCCCGCAGUCGAACUCCGCCAAUUUACACAGGGCGAGGAGUCAAUCGAGCCUUACUCGACAGCUCAGUAGCGAAAAUUUGUACAGCUUUCCACCUACAACAGCAUCAAGCCAGUCAAGCCAAGACGGUACGAUGACACCACCGGAGACUCGCAUGCAUCAGCAGCAAUACCUGCAACGGACUAUGAGCGACUCUGGGAAGCGGAGCUGGUCAUCCUCCAAUGACUGGGAGAGCCACCCCUGGCAACCACGGAUCUUGAACAAGCCACAUAGCCGAGCCGAGUCGACCUCCAGCCAAGGUAGUAGUGGGGCACCAUACCCACGGUCGGCGAGCGCGAACCCUUAUUCGGAGCAGCAGAGACAGAUUCCACGGCGACCAUCCAGUGCAAAUCCUUACUCGGAUAUGCAGCAGCACAUCUCUCAGCAGUUACGACACCGAUCCAGCUACGAAUCUCAAAACAAUACCAAGCCCCGCAGCAGCCAUGGUUACUUCCGGCAGAGCCCUGACCUAUGGACCUCGACGCACUAUCAACAGCUCCAGAUGCAAUAUGGAGGGACCGCAUUUGACCCCAGAGGCGGGUGGUAUCCGCCCUACGUACCUCGAUCGGGCCACGCCAGGAACAGGAGUUCCUCGUCGAAUGGGUAUCCCGGAUACUAUCCUCCGCAUGCCCCUUUCAGGGUUCUUCACAGUUAUAAUUCCCCGGCAUAUCGGCAUGCGCCGAUUUGGGGAUGA